Penicillium robsamsonii is the source of this 1389-nucleotide messenger RNA. RefSeq lists its product as uncharacterized. The transcript is spliced from 2 exons. The coding region runs from base 1 to 1389 and encodes 462 amino acids. The record is from RefSeq and is a predicted model, not a curated record. NCBI's taxonomy places the organism in Eukaryota, Fungi, Ascomycota, Eurotiomycetes, Eurotiales, Aspergillaceae.
AUGGCAACGCGCAAGAAGUAUCACCGAAUUAGUGUCUCCUCUGGGGAGGAAGGUAUUGAUAGGCCAUUUGCCUUGCUUAUGGAUGUUUUGAAACGACCUAGUCUGGGUAAUUACGUGCGUCAUAUCGAAUGCUGUGCCGUAACAUGCAUGCGCAUGGGCUACAAGGAGGGCGAGUCUCAACGAGACUUGAGCAACGAGGAGAUGAAUCUCGUGCGAAAUGCAGUGAGAAAAGCUGGUUUCACAGCCCAAGAGCAUCGAGUGGUCAAUAUGCUUAUGCAGAGGAUGGACAAAACGGCAACAAUUGAUUAUCGAUAUCGCGAGAGCCUCGGUACAUCCAUCACCCAAGCGCUGACCGCUCUUCUGAUUGUGGUAUCGCCGAACGUUGUGUCGAUGGCUAUGACACAUCCAGCUAGCAUGAGCUCCAACAGUGCAAUCGACUUCCCGCUUGCCGAGCUCUUUUGUCAAGCUAACGCCAAUCCUGAAAACAAGCCAUAUCUUCGCAACCUCCACAGUGUUUAUAUCAUCAAUAAAAGCGACGAUUCCUGGUCUGAUGGUCGUUUUUAUCAGGCAAUGGAUCUUUCUGGCUGCCUGACGCUAUUUAACAAUCUUCUGUCAAUUGAAUCCGUCCGCGUUGAUAUAAUGGAGGAGAAUGAGAGCGGAACGCUUGAGUUUAAAGAGAAAUGUUCUAAUAUCAGCAAGAUCUCCAUCCAUCAUUCGUCGGUUGGUUCUCUCUACCUUGCGAAUCUGAUAUGGUCGUGCAAGGUCCUCAGGGAAUUUCAGUAUUCUAUCGGAGGUAGAUCGAGCCGUGAUGGAGGGGUCCCUAUAUUCAAUCCCAAAGCAUUCAUCAAAGUCCUUUACGCACACAAGGACACACUGGAAAUCCUUGAUGUCGACACGGAAAAUCAUAUUGAUAUAUUUCAAAUCGAUGACGAGGAAGAGAGAGAAAUCCAAUUUAAUGAACACGGGGGCCCCGAUGACAACGAUAUCAGCGACGACACCGCGGCAUUCUAUGAAUUGAUAUGGACAUACGGUGGGUCACUGAAAGAAUUUGUGGCCUUGAAACGGUUGAGCUUGGGGAUAAACUUUCUGUUAUACUUUGCCGCUGGUGUUAGCGGAGAACAACACAAGAAGGGAGAAAAAUGGGAUCUGGUAGAAUGUCUACCUGUUGGACUAGAGUACCUGUGUGUUCGGGGUUACCAGAAGGGCGAGAACGAGGAGCACGAUGAGCAGAUGGAUGCUUUAAUGCUAUUUUACAAGUCUGGCUCAUCACAACUGAAAGAGAUCAAGGGAAUCGAUGAAGUGAUUCCCAAUGCCCAGGAGGUUCAAAACCCCGACAACAACGCUCAUUUGCUGUGGUCAUUGGAGGAUAUGGGGUAUGAGAGCGAUUAG